AUGAAAGGGGAGUAUUCAGGACUACAAUCUAAAAUUAAAAGUCAAGAAAAUCAAAAAAGUGUUUAUAUAUGGUGCUAUAGUCAUGUGCUUAACUUAUGUGUAUGUGAUACUUGUAAAGGCGUAGAAGCUAAAAAACUGUUUGGAUUUUUGAAUCGAUUAUCAACAUUUUUUAGUGAUUCUUAUAAACGUAUGCACAUAUGGUUAAGUGAAAUUGAUUCAAGUUUGGGGUCUAAUAAAUUGAAAAAACUUCAAAAAAUAGGAGAAAACAAUACGCGAUGGUGGUCGCGAGAAAAAGCACUGUUUUGGAUUUUUGAUGGUGAUAAAUGUCUUUUUCCUACAGUUGUAAGUGCUUUGCAUCAUAUUUCUAUUUCUAGAAAUUUUGAACCUAAAGUUUGUUCAGAAGCAUCUUCUUUAUUAGAUAAUUUAUGUAAUUUUAAAAUAAUUCUCACAGCUCAUAUAUUUUUGAAUAUCUUUAAAAUUAUUGGGCCAACGUCACGUUAUCUUCAGACAAGAGGUAUGGAUUUAUUAUCAGCUUGGAGUGUGGUAGAUUCUGUUAAACAAGAAAUUGGACAUUUAACCUUUGACAAUAUUUUAGAAAUUUCUGUACAUUUUUCCAACAAUAUGAAUGACUUACUUAAUAGCAAAGCAGAAAAAAAAGGAAUGUAUGAUGAGCUAUGUGCAGACGAAACUCCAGAGUUACCAUUAGACAAGUUCAGAGUUGAAACUUAUCAAUCAAUAGUUGAUCACAUUAAUAAUAGUUUAAAUGAACGCUUCACCGACAACAAUCAAUUGAUUGCGGAUGUUCAAUACUUGAUACCUAAAAAUUUUAAACAAAUUGAACAAAUGCCAAACACAGCUUUAAAACACUUGGCUAAUUUAGCAUAUUUAGAUCACAUACAACUUUGCUUAGAACUAAAUAAUUUUUCUAAAAUGUAUCCCAAGUUAAAAAUGUCUACAACAGAAAGAACUAAACAAAUAUACCGUCAAUUUGAUACUGAUUCAGAUGAAAACUCAGAUAAUGAUGAAGAAAAUAUGAAUUAUGAUGCAGCAUUUUCUUGUAACAACAAAAACAGCAAACAUGAUACUAACAAUUGUUUACAAUGUGUAUACAAACUUGUAUACAAUUUAAACAUGCAUAUCUCGCCUUAUACUCAACUAUGUGCUUCAUAUGAGUUUUUUCUUACUUUGUCAGUCACCGAAGUCAACUGCGAAAGGACAUUCAGCAAACUAAAGCUUUUUAAAACAAGACUCAGAGCCAAUAUAAGUCAAGAUAGUUUAGAAGCACUCUUAAUUAUGAGUGUUGAAAAACAAUUACUCAAUGAAAUUGAAAUUUCAAAUGUCAUUGAAUAUUUAAAAGCUAGUUCUACAGUAAUGACUAAAAUGUUUUCAAUAUAA
This is a messenger RNA of Hydra vulgaris (swiftwater hydra), 1395 nucleotides long. The record is from RefSeq and is a predicted model, not a curated record. NCBI's taxonomy places the organism in Eukaryota, Metazoa, Cnidaria, Hydrozoa, Anthoathecata, Hydridae.